CCAGACGCAGCAUCACACAGUACAUGAAUUCACUUUUGGCUUCAAACUCUGUACAAUAUGCGUUUCAAUCUUCUUGCUCCAAUCCUGGCCCUGGGGCCCUGGCUCGUGUCUUCCAGCCCUAUUGCACAAGUCGAUAAGCGAGCCACUGGCUAUGAAAACACUGUAUAUUUUACGAACUGGGGCAUAUACGGACGGAACUACCAGCCUCAGGACUUGCCAGCCAACAAGCUCAGCAUUGUCCUCUACGCUUUUGCGAAUCUGAGGAGUACUGGUGAAGUGUAUUCUUCUGAUGUUUACUCGGACCUCCAGAAACACUAUCCCACCGACUCAUGGAAUGACAUCGGAAAUAACGCGUAUGGUUGCGUGAAGCAACUAUACAUCCAGAAGAAAGCCAACCGACAGAUGAAGGUGCUUCUUAGCAUUGGUGGCUGGACUUACUCAACCAACUUUCCCGCAGCAGCCAGCACUGCUGAUAGCCGUGCGCUCUUCGCCUCGACCGCAGUGACCCUGAUGAAAGACUGGGGCUUCGACGGCCUCGAUAUCGACUGGGAGUACCCAGCAGACGCGACUCAAGCCGCCAACUUCGUCGCGCUGCUCCAGACCGUCCGCAAGGCGCUGGACGAUUAUGCCGCGCAGUACGCGCCUGGCUACCACUUCCUGCUGACCAUCGCCUCGCCCGCCGGCCCGCAGAACUACAACACAAUGCAGCUGUCCGCCAUGGCCCAGUACCUCGACUACUUCAACCUGAUGGCGUACGACUACGCAGGCGGCUGGGACAGCACGAGCGGGCACCAGGCCAACGUCUACCCCGCCAGCGACUCGGGCAACGCCCAGGCGGUCAAGUACUCGACCGAGCGCGCGGUGACUGACUACAUCGCGGCCGGCGUCCCCGCGUCCAAGAUCGUCCUCGGGAUGCCCCUCUACGGCCGCUCGUUCGAGGCGACAGGGGGCAUCGGACAGACCUACACUGGCGUCGGGUCUGGGUCUUGGGAGAAUGGCGUCUGGGACUACAAGGUGCUGCCCAAGGCGGGCGCGACCGUCAUCACGGACCAGGCGGCGGGCGCGACGUACAGCUAUGACUCCGGGUCCAAGGAGCUCAUCACCUACGACACGCCCGCGAUGGUCUCGACCAAGGUUGCCUACCUCAUGAGCAAGGGCCUCGGCGGGAGCAUGUUCUGGGAGGCGUCGGGCGACAGGAACGACACCGGCAGUCUCCUGACUACUAGCUACAACGCGCUGGGGUCGCUCAGCUCGUCGCAGAACUUGCUUAGCUACCCGAACAGCCAGUAUCUGAACAUCGUUGCUGGUGUGCCGAGUUGAGAGAGCCUGGGGGAGAUAGACCAUGCGCCAGUUACCGGGUGUGGCAGGGGACUGGCAAUUCCAUUUUGUACAUACACGCCUCAGAGAUAGGGCUUUUAUAUUUACAAUUUCAUUUAUAAUUUGAA
This is a messenger RNA of Diaporthe batatas, 1445 nucleotides long. RefSeq lists its product as uncharacterized. The record is from RefSeq and is a predicted model, not a curated record. The coding region runs from base 58 to 1320 and encodes 420 amino acids. Gene Ontology annotation, biological process: carbohydrate metabolic process; chitin catabolic process. The transcript has 5 exons. Gene Ontology annotation, molecular function: chitinase activity; chitin binding. Gene Ontology annotation, cellular component: extracellular region. Lineage: Eukaryota; Fungi; Ascomycota; Sordariomycetes; Diaporthales; Diaporthaceae.